Molecule: messenger RNA, 617 nt
Organism: Prorocentrum cordatum
Lineage: Eukaryota; Dinophyceae; Prorocentrales; Prorocentraceae
Source: the annotation of a GenBank genome assembly
GGGCCGGCGCCGCUGGUGGUCUUCGUCCUCGGCCACUCCGUCGCCUGCGACUACGCGCCGGGCCUGCGCGCCGCCCUGGCGCCCUGCGGCGCGGCCGUGGCGCGGAAGAACGAGGGCGGCAGGUACAUGGACAACGGCCUGAAGGGGGCCAACGGCGGGUCCUCCAGGGACGUGCUGGCGUGGCUCCGGCACGCGCUGGCGCUGCCCCGCGGUGCGCCGCCCGCCUGCGCCGCGGCCUGGCCGCGCCGGGGCCUCCCCGCGCGCGUGGACCUGCUGCUGCUGAACUGCGGCCUGUGGGACGUGCGGCGCCCGCGCGGCGAGGAGGGCCUGCACGUGCCGCCCGAGGACCGAGUACGCGGCCAACGUGGACGAGAUCCUGGCGCUGGCGCGAGGGAAGCGGCGCAGCCCAGCGGAAGGCUCGCCUGGGUCGCGAGCACGCCCGUCGACGACGACCUCCACAACGCGGUCUCGAAGACCUUCCGCCGGCUCGACGAGGACCCGACCUGGCCCUCUACAACCAGGCCGCGCUGCGGGUGUGCGCGGCGCGGGCCGUUCCGGUGCUGGACCUCCACGCCUUCACGCGGGGGCUGCGGCCCGCGGGCGGGCUCUAUGCCGCG